AAACCUAUGAAAAUAGAAGUGAAACCAAGAUAUGAAAGGCUGGAUCGUGGGAUAUCUCUAGAAUUAAAAAAAAGGAAAAAAAAAAAAAAAGAAAAUAUAAAUUAAAAAUAGAAUUCCUCAAAAUCAUAACAAUUAAAAACAGAAGUCAAAAUUUCCAAACUUAAGAAAGACAACACAUUAUUUUUAUGUAUUGGGCGAUUAAUGAAGCAAGCAAAGGAAAUGGAGAAACUUCGGUCAUCAGAUGAAUUUGUUGAAGAUGGAUCGCUGGAUCUACACGGGCACUCAGUUACUGGAGCAUGGAGGGCAUCCCUUUUUAUAAUUGGCGUGGAGAUUGCAGAGAGGUUUGCUUAUGCUGGCAUACUGUCAAAUUUGGUAACUUAUCUCACAAGUGUUCUGCAUAAAAGCACUGCCACUGCUGCAAGCAAUGUCAACAUAUGGUCAGGGGUAGCAUCCAUGUUUCCUUUUUUGGGAGCUUUUGUUGCAGAUUCAUAUUUGGGUCGGUACUGGACAAUCCUUGUUUCUUCACUCGUCUAUUUGCUUGGUUUAAUCCUGGUGACUCUAUCAGCCACUCUCACGAGUCUCAGACCCCCACCAUGCAAGAAGACUUCAGAGCCUUGCCCCAGAACAUCCCCUACCAAAAUUGGGUUUUUUUUCUUCUCACUUUACUUGGUUGCUUUGGGGCAAGGUGGUCACAAGCCAUGUCUACAGGCCUUUGGUGCGGACCAAUUCGAUGAUGAGGACCCAAAAGAGAAGAAGCACAAAAGUUCAUUUUUUAACUGGUGGUAUUUUGGUAUUUGCUUGGGGACUCUUGCAGGAGUCACUGUGCUCCUAUACAUCCAAGAUAAUGUUGGAUGGGGUUUGGGAUUUGGCAUUCCUGCAAUUACCAUGGCAAUGACACUCCUGGUGUUCUUGUGUGGGACCAGGUUUUACAGAAAUAAACUGCCUAGUGGAAGCUCUCUCACUGGAGUCGUCCAUGUGUUUGUAGCAGCAUUCUUCAAACGGAAAGCCACCAUUCCUUGCCAAGAAGCAAAUCAUUUAGUUUCUAUUCAAGAGCGAGAGGUUCUGAAGGCAGGGUCAAGAAGACAAAUCUUGCAAACAAAUCAGUUCAGAUUUCUUGACAAAGCGACAGUUAAAGAUGAAUUAGAUUUUGAGUGCAAGGCAAGACACAAUUGGAGACUUUGCACAGUCCAACAGGUUGAAGAAGUGAAACUUCUUUUGGGUAUGUCACCGAUUUGGAUGGCAUGCUUGAUGUUUGGUGUUGUCUUUGCACAGUCCUCAACUUUUUUCACAAAACAGGGCAGCACAAUGGAUAGAAAACUGGGUCGACAUUUUGAGAUCCCUCCUGCAAGUCUGCAAUGUUUUAUUAAUAUAUCUAUUCUUCUACUGGUCCCUGUCUAUGACCGCUUCUUUGUUCCCAUUGCAAAAAGGUUAACAGGGAACGAGAGAGGUAUAACAUUGCUCCAAAGGAUAGGCACUGGUAUGUGUGUUUCUGCAAUUUCAAUGGUUGUCGCUGCAGUGAUAGAAAUUAAAAGAGUCAAGGCAGCAAAGGAUAAUGGACUGGUAGACAUGCCCCAUUCAACAAUUCCAAUGAGCAUUUUUUGGCUACUUCCACAGUAUGUACUUUUUGGCACAGCUGAUGUGUUUACAAUGGUAGGAAUGCAAGAAUACUUCUAUGAUCAGAUGCCAGACACAAUGAAAAGCUUGGGUAUUGCUGUCUAUUUGAGUGUUUUAGGAGUUGGUAGUUUCUUGAGUAGCAUCCUAAUUUCGGUCAUCGAGAAGUUUACUUGCAGAAAGGAGGAGCUAUGCUGGUUUGCAGACAAUGUGAACAAAGCUCAUUUAGAUUACUUUUAUUGGCUUCUAGCUUCUUUGAGUGUACUCAACCUGGGCAUGUUCAUGACCUUAGCCAGUCGCUACAAGUACAAAAGUUCUGCAUCUACUGACACACAAAAAUCUUGCUGAGAAAGGACUCUUCUUACUACAUGAUUCAUGACCGGGUGCUAAUCCCUAAUGAUUCACAAGUUAUCCACAGCUGAAAGAGAAUCCGUGUAAUAUAAUGUUUUUAAUGUUUUACCUAUUUGAGUGCCA
Molecule: messenger RNA, 2085 nt
Organism: Cryptomeria japonica (Japanese cedar)
Lineage: Eukaryota; Viridiplantae; Streptophyta; Pinopsida; Cupressales; Cupressaceae
Product: protein NRT1/ PTR FAMILY 5.10
Exons: 4
Coding region: 202-1959 (585 amino acids)
Biological process (GO): transmembrane transport; dipeptide transport
Cellular component (GO): membrane
Molecular function (GO): tripeptide transmembrane transporter activity; dipeptide transmembrane transporter activity
Source: RefSeq, a predicted model, not a curated record